Molecule: messenger RNA, 486 nt
Organism: Drosophila miranda
Lineage: Eukaryota; Metazoa; Arthropoda; Insecta; Diptera; Drosophilidae
Product: FK506-binding protein 4-like
Exons: 1
Coding region: 1-486 (161 amino acids)
Source: RefSeq, a predicted model, not a curated record
AUGGUAUCGCCGGGGUACACCGAGGCGGAAAGUGACCUAGAAUUGGUGAGCUGGGAGCCGGCGCCACGGAGAGAACGCAGACGCGAGGAGCCCCACCCCAAGCGCGAGGAGCCCCGGACCAGCAGUAGCAAGGAGCCCCGCACCAGCAAGCGCGAGGGGCCCCGCACCAGCAAGCGCGAGGAGCCCCACACCGGCAAGCGCGAGGAGAACCGGACCAGCAGACGCGAGGAGUCCCGCACCGGCAAGCGCGAGGAGCCCCGGACCAGCAGGCACGAAGAGCCCCGCACCGACAAGCGCGAGAAGCCCCACCCCAGUAAGCGCGAGGAGCGGCCUGGGGGAGGAAGGAGGGGGCGCACGGAGACGCGGAAGGAGGAGCCCAGUGAGCGGGCCUCGAAGCGGGCGUCCACGCGUUCGACGCGUACGGCCAAGGAAGAGGAGUCGUCGGCACGCACAAGGGGGAGGUCGACGGCGCGGCGAGGGGAUUAG